AAUCUGACCGAUUCCUCCCUCUCCUCCCCUAAUCCAUUUCUUCCCAUCAGGUCGGGAUCCCGUCGAUCCCAUCAGGUCACAAGCUUGUAGCUACUUGUAGGCUGCAGGGAAUCUAUGGUGGUGAAGGUGGGCGGCAAGGCCAGCUGAGAAGCGGCUGAGAUCGAGGGAAAGUAACCGGAUGGCUAGGGCUCUGUGUGUCCUUACUCCGAUUUGGCCUAUAAAAGGGAGAGGGAUUUCAGGAGAGGAGAGGGAGCGCAAAAAAAAAAAAGAGGGAGGCAAAGAGGAGAGCGAAGAAUCUAGGAGAUCAUUGUGAGUUCGGGUUAGAGGAACCAAGAGCAAAUAGAAAGUCCGAGUUUUGUUUUCGGAAUCCGAAGGUUACUGCGGACAAGAUUUCUGGUUUGAUGGUUAAUUACAACAAAUCAGAAAUUUUCUGCUGUGGGCUAUCAGUGACAGAAAUACAGCAGCUGGUUGACAGAUUUGGUUUUAAGCUCAGUACCUUGCCAGUAAGGUACCUUGGAGUGCCUGUUAUUACAGGAAAGCUCACAUGUAAGGAUCUGCGGCCAUUGAUUGAAAAAAUACUAACAAGCUGACUUCCUGGACAGCUAAAUACCUCACUUUUGAUCAGGUUAGUUUUUGACACGAUUAGUUUUUACGUUGUGUUUGUGUAGCUAGUAGCAGCUGUUAUUUUUGCCGCUUUGAUGUACUCUAGUAUUUUUCUGGAUAAAUAAAGAUUUACAUUUUAU
Molecule: messenger RNA, 743 nt
Organism: Rubroshorea leprosula
Lineage: Eukaryota; Viridiplantae; Streptophyta; Magnoliopsida; Malvales; Dipterocarpaceae
Source: the annotation of a GenBank genome assembly